AUGACGAGCGAGGAGGAGGAGGGCCCAAACGUUGCAACAUCAACAGCAACCUCACCGUCAGCAGCGACAGUCUCAAGAGUAACAGCAACCACAGCCAAGGGCGAUAGCAAUGAUGCCAUCACUCCCUCCUCCCCCUGCAGACCCUUCCCGCUUGAGAAGGAGGAGGAUGAGUAUGAGGAGGCGGUGGAGUGUGAUGGGAACGAUGGAGACGAAGAUGCCAGCAGUGACACCAGUGUGUUAGUUGUGCCCUACCCUGAGCUGGUUCCUGUGGUUUUCUUCUGCCUCAAACAGACCACCUGUCCUCGCAGUUUGUGCAUCCGCAUGGUCUCCAGUCCGUGGUUUGAGCGCGUGAGCAUCAUGGUGAUCCUGUUGAACUGUGUGACCCUGGGAAUGUACCAGCCCUGUGAGAACAUCGACUGCUCCUCAGACCGAUGUCAAAUACUACAGGCUUUUGAUGCAUUCAUCUACAUCUUCUUUGCUCUUGAGAUGGUUAUAAAGAUGGUUGCUCUGGGAAUCUUUGGUCGACGCUGUUACCUCGGGGACACUUGGAACCGGCUGGAUUUCUUCAUUGUCAUGGCAGGGAUGGUUGAAUACUCACUGGACCUGCAGAACAUGAACUUCACCGCCAUCAGGACAGUGAGGGUACUGCGGCCUCUCAAAGCAAUCAACAGGGUGCCAAGCAUGCGUAUCCUGGUAAACCUGCUGCUCGACACUCUGCCCAUGCUGGGGAACGUCCUCCUCCUUUGUUUCUUCGUCUUCUUCAUCUUUGGCAUCAUCGGAGUGCAGCUGUGGGCCGGACUGCUGAGGAACCGCUGUUACCCAGAGGAGAACUUCACACUCACUACAGGUAUCAGUCUGCCUCGGCCUUACUACAUGGCUGAUGAGGACGACGAGCGACCUUUCAUCUGCUCCCUGCCGGUUGACAAUGGCAUCAUGUCCUGCACUGACGUCCCUGCCCGCCGCGAGGGAGGCAGGACGUGCUGUCUGGACAAAGAUGACGUUUUGUACCGUCAGUCUCUGGGUCUGAGCCCGGAGCCUCUGGCCAACGGCAGCGUGAGUGUAGCAGGACUAUGUGUCAACUGGAACCGGUACUACACCCGGUGUCAUACUGGAUUCAGCAACCCACAUAAGGGAGCGAUCAACUUUGACAACAUCGCCUAUGCCUGGAUUGUCAUCUUCCAGGUCAUCACUCUGGAGGGCUGGGUGGAGAUCAUGUACUACGUGAUGGAUGCUCAUUCCUUCUACAACUUCAUCUACUUCAUUCUUCUGAUUAUUGUGGGUUCCUUCUUCAUGAUCAACCUGUGCCUCGUGGUCAUCGCCACUCAGUUCUCGGAGACCAAGCAGAGGGAGCACCAGCUUAUGCAGGAGCAGCGUGCGCGAUGUUCCUCAUCCUCCACCCUGAACAGUCAACCCGGAGACUGUUACGAGGAGCUCUUCCAGCUGGUCUGUCACAUCCUCCGCAAGGCGAGGAGACAAACUGUCGCCUUAUACAACACCCUGCGGGGAAAACCUCGGGGCUUCCGGGGGGUUGGGAGAGGCAGAGGAGGAGGGGAUUUGAGGGAGAGGAAGGCCAAUGGAAGAGGAGGACGUGCACCCUGUCCCCACCACAACAAACCUGACCACGCUUCACCUGCCUCUCCCAUGGCCCUCAGCGCCACCUCUGCCACUGAAGGCUGCCCUCUGUGUGCCGCAGCCCUGUCGCUCGCCGACGGGGUCGGACCGGUUCGCAGUGCGCUGAACGAGGAAGCGGAGGAGGGAGCUGUGGAGGAAACGGAUAGGGAGGGGGGGCAAUCUGGGAGUAAAGAGAAGGAUGGCCAGGAUGUCGCAGGGAGCUGUUGCCCAAAGAAGAGUUGCAGAGAGCUGUGGCAUGAUACCAGGAUGAAGCUGUGGGGAAUCGUGGAGAGCAAGUAUUUCAACCGAGGCAUCAUGAUGGCCAUCCUCAUCAACACCAUCAGCAUGGGCAUCGAGCACCAUGAGCAGCCAGAGGAGCUCACUAAUGUCCUGGAGAUCUGCAACAUCGUUUUCACCAGCAUGUUCUCGUUGGAGAUGAUCCUCAAGAUCACAGCAUAUGGCUCCUUCACCUACCUGAGAAACCCUUACAACGUCUUUGAUGGCAUUAUUGUCAUCAUAAGUGUUUGUGAGAUCGUUGGACAGUCAGACGGUGGUUUGUCUGUGCUGAGGACCUUCAGACUGCUGAGAGUGCUGAAGCUGGUGAGGUUCAUGCCAGCUUUAAGGAGACAGCUGGUGGUCCUUAUGAAGACCAUGGACAAUGUGGCCACCUUCUGCAUGCUGUUGAUGCUCUUCAUCUUCAUCUUUAGUAUCCUGGGGAUGCACAUCUUUGGCUGUAAAUUCAGUCUAAAGACUGAGACUGGUGACACAGUACCAGACAGGAAGAACUUUGACUCUCUGCUCUGGGCCAUUGUCACCGUUUUCCAGAUUCUGACACAGGAAGACUGGAACGCAGUUCUGUACAAUGGUAUGGCAGCCACUUCACCAGUUGCUGCUCUUUACUUUGUGGCCCUGAUGACCUUUGGUAACUACGUCCUCUUUAAUCUGCUGGUGGCCAUCUUGGUUGAAGGAUUCCAGGCGGAGGGAGAUGCCAAUCACUCUUACUCAGAUGACGACCGUUCAUCCUCCAACUAUGACGAAAGCGAGAAACAUGACUCUCUAAAGUUGUCUGACCCAAGGAUCUGCACACUGACACCCAAUGGUCACCUGGAGCUGGGUGCUCUUUCUGGGCCAAGGGGAUCGUACUCUCAGAGGCGGAGCUUCACCAUUGAGUCCAGAAAGAGCAGCAUGAUGAGCCUGGGCAAGGGCAGCCUGGAGAGACGCUCCCUGUCUCUGCGCCAUGGUCGCAGUUCCAACUACCACAACUGGGGGCGCCCUGUACAUCCACAGUCUGCAUGGAGCCGCAGGUCAAGCUCUAACAGCCUGGGUCGGAGGAGCUAUGGGUUCGGUGGCGCUCCUCUGGUGGGAGGCAGCCUUCGUAUUCAGAGCACUCGCUCCCCCCACUCCUACACCUAUGCCGCCGAGCAGGAGUCCCUUCUCUCCCACCCACCUCACUCCCAUCAUCCUCUCCCUCCUCAUCAUCCUCCCCCACCGCCGCUCUUCCUUUCCAGGCACUUACAUGGAAGAAGUGAUCGACGGGCUCUUUCCCUGGAGCUCCCGGAGCUGCUCCGGGCAGGAGGACAACCCUCUGGUCUGCCCCCUGUCCACCUAGAACCUGGGAGGAGGAGUGGGUCAGGGGCAGGGGGAUCCAUCACUGGGGGGUCUGGUGCUGGUAGUGGAUUUGGAACGGACCACCGUGACUGUAACGGCAAGACACCUUUUCCAAACACUCACUUGAUAGCUGAAGUAUACCCUCAGGUGAACCCACGCAAGGACAGAACAGACCUUGAUGACGAGACAGAUUACAGUUUGUGUUUCCGUAUCCAGAAGAUGAUGGAGGUGUACAAGCCUGACUGGUGUGAGACCAGAGAGGGGUGGUCUAUCUACCUGUUCUCUCCUCAGAACAAGUUCAGACAGCUCUGCCAGUCCAUCAUUGCCCAUAAGCUCUUUGACUACGUGGUCCUGGCCUUUAUCUUUCUCAACUGCAUCACGGUGGCUCUGGAGAGGCCCAGAAUACUGCAGGGAAGUCUGGAAAGGGUGUUUCUCACGAUUUCCAACUACAUCUUUACUGCAAUCUUUGUGGCCGAGAUGACAGUCAAGGUUGUGUCCAUGGGUCUGUACCUUGGGGAGAAAGCCUAUCUUAGGAGCAGCUGGAACAUCCUUGAUGGUUUCCUCGUAUUUGUGUCCUUGAUUGACAUUGUGGUGUCGAUGGCGGGCGGGGCUAAGAUCCUGGGGGUUCUCCGUGUUCUCAGGUUACUCAGGACGCUACGUCCCCUCAGGGUGAUCAGCAGGGCUCCAGGGCUCAAGCUGGUAGUAGAGACCCUCAUCACGUCGCUCAAGCCCAUUGGCAACAUCGUCCUCAUCUGCUGUGCCUUCUUCAUCAUCUUUGGCAUUCUAGGUGUUCAGCUCUUCAAAGGGAAGUUCUUCUACUGUGUGGGAUUCGACGUGAAGAACAUCACUAACAAAUCCGACUGUCUGGCUGCCAACUAUCGAUGGGUUCACCACAAAUACAACUUUGACAACCUUGGACAGGCUCUCAUGUCUCUGUUUGUGCUGGCCUCAAAAGAUGGCUGGGUCAACAUCAUGUACCAUGGCUUGGAUGCAGUGGGGAUAGACCAGCAGCCAACAACCAACAACAACCCCUGGAUGCUGCUUUACUUCAUAUCCUUCCUCCUCAUUGUCAGCUUCUUUGUGCUCAACAUGUUCGUGGGCGUCGUGGUGGAGAACUUCCACAAGUGUCGCCAGCAUCAGGAGGUGGAGGAGGCCAGGCGUCGAGAGGAGAAACGCCAGCGACGCAUGGAGAAGAAGAGGAGAAGUAAGAUCAAGGGGAACAAGCAGAAAGGGAAGUGUGAGGCCCAAAAGCUGCCAUACUAUGCAUCCUACGGUCCAGCCCGCCUGGCAAUCCACACUCUGUGUACCAGCCACUACCUGGAUCUGGUCAUCACCUUUAUCAUCUGCAUCAAUGUGAUCACCAUGUCCCUGGAGCACUACAGUCAGCCACAGUCCCUGGAGACCGGACUGAAGUACUGCAACUACUUCUUCACCUCCACCUUUGUCAUUGAGGCUACUCUGAAAUUGGUGGCGUUUGGUUUUCGACGCUUCUUCAAGGACAGGUGGAACCAGUUGGACCUUGCCAUUGUGCUGCUGUCAGUGAUGGGUAUCACCCUGGAGGAGAUUGAAAUAAAUGCCUCCCUUCCCAUCAACCCCACCAUCAUCAGGAUCAUGAGGGUCCUCAGGAUAGCACGAGUGCUGAAGUUGUUGAAAAUGGCAACGGGGAUGAGAGCUCUGUUAGACACAGUGGUCCAGGCUCUUCCUCAGGUGGGAAACCUGGGCCUGCUCUUCAUGUUGCUGUUUUUCAUCUAUGCAGCUCUGGGAGUGGAGCUGUUUGGGGAGCUGGUGUGUAACGCUGACUACCCUUGUGAAGGAAUGAGCCGACACGCCACAUUUGAAAACUUUGGGAUGGCCUUCCUCACCCUCUUCCAGGUUUCCACUGGGGACAACUGGAACGGCAUCAUGAAGGACACACUGAGGGAGUGCCCACCAGACCGUCCGGGCAGCGACUACGGCUGCCAUGCUGGGCUGCAGUUUAUCUCCCCGUUGUACUUCGUGUCCUUCGUGCUCACGGCUCAGUUUGUCCUGAUAAACGUGGUGGUGGCCGUGCUCAUGAAGCACCUGGACGACUCCAACAAGGAGGCGCAGGAGGACGCCGAGAUGGACGCCGAGAUCGAGAUGGAGCUUGCUCAGGGAGGCCUCUGCUGCAUGAUGGGAGGCAUUGGAGCCAUCGCCGGGGCCACGGGCGGCCCUGUGAGCGGGACCGGUGUGGGCGGUGGAGCGUCCGGUGCCAUUACAGCGGGGACAGUAGGAGCUGCGGGUGUCGGGUUGAUGGCUCCUCUACGAGACCGAGGAGGAAGUGCAGCUCAUGAGGGACACACGCACAGGAGAUGUCGGCUCUUCUCUCCAGCUGAGGAGAGCCAGUGGCUUGACAGUGUGUCUCUGCUGAUCAAGGACUCGUUGGAAGGGGACAUGAUUGACAACCUUUCAGGUUCAGUUUUUCAUCAUUACUGCACUCCUCCAGUCUGCAAGGACUGCAAGAGCCACCCACAAGAGAUCCAGUUGGCGGAGGUGGAGCAGGCGUCUCUGAUGUCGGAGCAGCUGUCAGACAAGUCUUCAUCUCUAGCGCUGCCCGAUGACCUCAGCCUGGACGAACACAGCAGCUACCAGCUGCUGGUCAGAGACAGCCAGAGGGGCAGCAGUGACUCCCAUAGUUCAGAGGAGUUGCUAAACCAGGGGGUCUACAGAGGGCUGCAUCCCUCCAGCUCAGGCAGCGAGCUCGGGGUCCAGGAGCUGUGUGAGGUGGGCGUCCAUCCUCGACUGAACGCUCCCUCACUGGAGCAGCCAAGUCCAGAGCAUUGCACAGCUAGGGAAGGAGAAGGUUGCAGUGGAGGUGAUGGCGGGUCUCCCUCUGUCUUCCACCUACCAGCAGACUUCUUCCACCCAGCUGCAGCAGCUCAUCCAGGCAGUCCUGAGAAUGGAAUUAGCCCAGGACACAGAGGGCCAUCCAGGUUGGCCUCCCCAGCCUCAUGGGCCUCUCUUCGAUCACCCGGAGCCAACAGCAGGCCCCUGAGCGCUCAGCACCCAUCUCACAGUGACUCCUCCCUGGCCACCGGUAGUUCAGAGGGCAGCUUGCAGACCACUGUAGAGGAAGGGCUUAGCUUUAGCGUCUCCCCACCUCAAGAUCAGGAUCUCCCUGUGCCUCUCCACUGCCCCCUCCCAAGCCAAUCCUUACACCCUCAAGAACAGGCAACAGGAGACCAAGACCAUCAUUUACCCAAGAGACGUAGUACUACUUUUAACCUCCAAGCCACCAGGGGGCACCAGAGGAGCCAGAGCAGUUGCGGUGGCGGUAGCACCAGCCCUGUGCCCCGACUGGACUCCAUGGACCCAUCAGAUGAGGAUGUGGGCACAGGGACAGUUGGCGAAGGCUUUCAACAGACCCUCAACAGUGAACACUUGUCAGAAACUCUGAACAGCCUCUCGCUUACAUCACUGCUCACACAGGGCUCCCUGGCUCCCCCACUGGUGAAGAAAUGUAACAGCACAGGCUCACUGAACCAAACAAAUCUAUCUGCCCGAAGUAAAGAUGGAUGCAGCUUUUAUGGCAUAAAUUCACACAGUUACUUGUCCAAGCCAUGGACAGAGGGAAGGGCUAGGAGUGAUAAAGAGGACAGUGAUAUCGCAGCCUUCAGCAUGAAAAGCAGCAGUCGGCCAACAGACACAAGCUCCAGGAAAAAUAGAUGAAACACUUGUUGCCUCUCUGUAGUUUAACUCUUAACAAAUUGCAUUACUUGAACCUCAAACAGUAAAGGGGGAGACUUGUAAUACAGUACAUGCCAGAUGAACACAAUUUGGAAAUUCUCACUUUGAAUUUUCUGUUCUAUCUUGAUCCUACUUCGAUAUGGCUGCUUGGGAUCAGUCAUUUCUCAAAAGAUUACAGCUGCCUCUGAGGUCUGACAUCCUAUUUUUCUUCACAGGAUAAUGUGGCUGCUUUUUGAAAGGACUGAAAGAUGAUGACAGGGGCUUAGCCUUUUUAGUGUGACCAGGAUUCAGCCUUGAUGGAUAUGGCAGUUCUGGGCUCUGUAUGUGAGCCAUCCUGAAAUAAAAGAAUAUCGAGAAAGCCAUUAGAGAGAAAGGCCGGAGAAUUACAGCGACUGAUGAACAUUAUUCAGGUUAUGUUAUUUUAAUAGGACUGAAAUUCAAUUUCAGAACUCGCUUGACCCAACGUGCCCUCAACCUUUGUGCUAAAACAGUGUCAUCAACAUUGGACAGAUGGCGAACUCUGAAACUUCUUUUGAAGAAGAGCUGAACUCUGUACAGGUUUUUGUAAUAACCAUCGCAAACAGUAGCAUUUCCCAACCUUCUUGCCUGUUUAGCAGAUUUGUUGGAUAACAGAAAAUUCAAAGCUUGUAUAUUUUCUGUGUUCCUUUUCAACUUCAGUGUAUUGAAGUUGUGUGAAUGUAGACACGUUUGUCAUUAUGUGGGAGGGAAUGGUAGACCAUGACAACCAAGGAGACUGGCUAGUCUGAAAAAAUGACAGAGACUUUUCAGAUAGAAGAAUGGUUAUGUUACUGCUGCUGAGAAUACAUGUGGGUCGUUCGUUGUCUGCUUUCAAAGUGGACUUUUUGUGCUUUCUGCAUACCCAUGAAAGGGCUAAAAAUGUAUUGAGUGCAGACCUGGGCCGAAAGACAAGCAAAUAAUCAUAUUGCUACCAAACAUUAAGCUUAAAAUGUCUCUUGGUAUAAGACUUACAAAUAGUUUUCUGAAGCCCUCCCAAGUUUUACCAGAGUAGUAGUAUUUCCUACAGGUUUAACAUUGCAUAGUGGAAAAGAAAAAUGAAAAAAUUGUUGAAUUCAAUAUGUAAAUAAGUAACUUUCAAAAAAAAAAAAAGUGUGAGAAAGUUUAAUAUCAUCCAGUUUUCCCUGAGUUCUUCGAGUUAUCCUCAGUGCAAAACAACAACAACUGUUGGUGUCACAAAUAAUUUAGCUCAGUCAGCAAAUUAAAAUAUACCCAAUGAAUCACCAUCAUCAACAUGAUAAUUGCUUAGCACUACAUGUAAGUAGCAUGUUAGCAGCAUGUCACUAGAAAAGACAUAGUGGGUCUGUCACAACAAUUGCAUGAAUGGCCAUGUCAUUUUAUACAGACAUAGUGUCCGGAUGAUGCACCAUAUUAUUUUUUAUUAAUCUUCUUAAUCAUCAUGUAGUCCCACCAUUUGUGGCCCCUUUAGGUAUUCAUCCAGCUUUGUCAACAAUGCUGCCAUAGGAAUAUUUGUAUUUAUCCAAUGAUACCAUGCUGGUUUAUGGGUAAAUAUCAGCAAAAUAAAUGGCAUUGCCAUUAGCCCAAACUGUGCUUUGUGUGAGCUUGCUAAUAAGGAAACAUUAGCAGGCUAACAUUGCAGGACUUGUAAAGUAAAGCAAAACAAUGUACUGUCACAGAAAGAGCACAAUGCAUCACUUUUUGACAUAAAAGUUUUUUCUAAAAGAAAGUCUCAGUUUUUCAGUUCAGAUUCAGAAGAAAAUGUUUUUUUCUUUAGCCUGUUUGUGGCGCAUCUUCCAACAAGUAGGCACCUUAAAAUUUUUUCGCAUCAGUGGAGGGCUGUGAAUUUCUUCCACCUUACUUCUUUCAAAGUACAAAUACCCAAAAUCAAAAAAAAAUUCUACAGAAAAUCCAAAUAUGAGAGAGAAAAACAACACAGCAAGAGGUUAGAGAAAAAUCUUCACUAGGUGUUCAAGGAGACGAGCAAUUCAGAAAUGUAGAAAUAUUAAAAGAUUUAAUACCCUGUAGCUGGCAUCAGUGAGUUGAGUAAGGUCAAUAGAUUUUAUUUAAAACAAUCUGCCGGAUUUCGUACAACAGCCUUGGUCUAUUUACUGAAAGGCCACCUCUCCAGUUCAGUAUGUAUACACUGCUCAGUAGGAGAAUCCAGGGCGAACUGAAUGACAUUAAACUCUCAUAAGAUGGCUCAGAGUACACACAAACAGGUGAUAAGUUACUUCAGGUUGCCCCAGUGUAAAACACUGGGCGGAGGUUUGGUGUACCGUCAGAUUUCCAGGAUUGUUUUUUGUUUGCUGUAUUGAACCCAAAUGAUUUGACUCAGGUCUGCUUGAGUGUAGCUAGAUAUUAGAAAUGAUCCUAUAGUAUGGAAAGCAAUCUGGUCCCACUUGAUGUAAUGUGUAACACUUGUUUGUCAUUUUAACAAAUCGUCAUGACCCAUCAUAUUAUGUGUGUCACAAUAUCUGACAUCCAAAGCAGGUAGACCUCAGGAGGACCUAUAUGCACACACACAGACACCACAGUCACAUGUAUACAGCACACUGACGAACACAAAUACAUAACAGUCACACAUUCAAAGAUGUCAAUGUCUACACACUGCAGGGUGUUUCUGUAGCUGUUGAGAUGAGGCAGAGGAAACCUUCGAAACGUCUUCAUCUCUUCCACCACGUCAUCUUCAUUUCCUCCUUUUUUCUUAUUCAAUUAUAUGAUCUCCCUUCCACAGGGAAGCUGGAGUACAUAAUAACUAUUGACGACCCCCCUCUUCUAUUCGAGAUAUGCAAUAUGCUAGAGUAGAUGUACAGUUAGAUGUAUGAGACUCGUAUAGGUAGACUAUAUGGUGAGAGAUUAUAUUUAUGAAUUCAUGUAUUUGGAUAAAAUGUCAUGAAGAGUCAAAGGUCACUGAAAGGAUGAUGUAUUCAUGUAUUCCAGACUGUUGGAGAGUGUGUUUUUCUCCAUCUUCCCUACCUAAUUUUAUUUCUCUAAAAUGCAUGUGAGUUUUUUUUUUCUGUUAUCUUAAAUGUCAUUCUAGUGUCAUAUAAAAGUGAGAUAGCUUUUCAA
Molecule: messenger RNA, 9990 nt
Organism: Labrus bergylta (ballan wrasse)
Lineage: Eukaryota; Metazoa; Chordata; Actinopteri; Labriformes; Labridae
Source: RefSeq, a predicted model, not a curated record